Cryptococcus amylolentus CBS 6039 is the source of this 1035-nucleotide messenger RNA. RefSeq lists its product as hypothetical. Gene Ontology annotation, biological process: proteolysis. The record is from RefSeq and is a predicted model, not a curated record. NCBI's taxonomy places the organism in Eukaryota, Fungi, Basidiomycota, Tremellomycetes, Tremellales, Cryptococcaceae. The coding region runs from base 1 to 1035 and encodes 344 amino acids. The transcript has 2 exons. Gene Ontology annotation, molecular function: serine-type peptidase activity.
AUGGUCGCCACCUCCCUCCAGCCCAAAACGUUCACCUACGACACGUCACUUGACCUCAAGCUUGACGUUUACCUUCCCACCAGCCGACAGUCUACCAAAAACGGCAAGGUACCCGCAUUCGUCCAUUUCCAUGGAGGUGGUAUGGUUACUGGCUCGCGAAAUGAUGCCUUCUUUCCCGAGUGGAUCAAUACCAUUCUACCUGCGAAGGGUUUCUUGGUCGUCUCAGCAGACUAUCGUCUUCUGUUUCCGAGCACCCCAGCCGACAUGGUCACCGACGUGCAUACCCUCUUCUCAUAUCUUUCUACCUCGUCCACUCCACUCGAUACUUGGCUCUCCAGCCUUGAUAUAGCCCUCGACGCUGGGCGCUUCGUCGUCAGCGGACAAUCUGGUGGCAACUACCCCGCCCGCGCUGCCGCUACCAAUGCGACAGUCACUCCCCGUCCCAUCACGUGGCUUUCCCUGUUCGGCCAAGGUAGCGACUGGCUCUCUGACUUCUGGCUCUCGCCUCAGAACGUCUUGCCUUAUACGCCCUUCUUCGAGUACGACCAAACCCGGGCGAAAAAAUUGGUUGAACAAGGCGGGGGGAAAGUGGUUUCGGACAGUGCUUAUUUGACGCUGCAAGGAGGCAAGGUUGGGCAUACGACGGGACGAAACAAUCUAUACAUCCAUUUUGCGCAGACAGGACUCUAUGUUGAUGUCCUCCUGUCUUCCCCUGGAAUCGCUUCCAAGCUUGGCACAGCGCCAUACACUGAACGCCUCUCGCUACUCCCGCCCAGCCUCCUCCCCUUACUCCUUCCAAUCACCGCUUCCACCCCGCCAACGUAUAUCAUCCAUGGCACAUCCGACCACAUGGUGCCCAUAGCCGAUAGCUACAAACUGAAGGACGAUUUGGAGAAAGAAGGUGUACAGGUGCGAGUCGACUGGGUAGAAGGGGCAGAGCAUGGGUUAUUGGCGGAUGAUUUUGGAGGGUUGGUGGAAGGGUUUGACGGGGUUGUUGGGAGAGUUGUAAAAUGGCUUGAGAAGAGGGUGAAUUGA